Molecule: messenger RNA, 2923 nt
Organism: Asterias rubens (European starfish)
Lineage: Eukaryota; Metazoa; Echinodermata; Asteroidea; Forcipulatida; Asteriidae
Product: placenta-specific gene 8 protein-like
Exons: 5
Coding region: 214-660 (148 amino acids)
Source: RefSeq, a predicted model, not a curated record
CUGUUAUGUUCAUCGCCUGCUGGGUUUAUUGCGUUUCUAUCCGCGGUACUUUCCCCACCCGAAACCAGCAGUGUGGAACGCCGGUUCGAAGUAUCACCCGUGGGUCAUUCUCAGACUCCAGGCGACAAGAGCACUCACUGCUGCGCAUACCAAUAAGAUUUCUUAAUCCUGCUGACUUUUCUUGAUAGCUCCUGCUUAUUUUGACGAGUUGCAAUGGAUCCGGUCAUGUCCCAACCGAAGUAUGAGGAUCAGGCUGACGUCUGUUUCCAGCCAAUGGGGCAGCAGGUUACUAUGAUUUCCACUCAACCAACCACGACUGUUAUUCAGAUACAGACAAAUGUUAACUUCCCCCGAGGGAUUCCUCGUGAUUGGUCUACUCCACUCUGUGGUUGCUUUGAAGAUGUCGGUGGCUGUUUGAUGGGAUGGUUUUGCUUUCCGUGUUAUGAGUGUCACGUGGCCACUAAGAUGGGAGAGUCCUGCUGCACUCCAUGCUGCUACCAAAACACCACUACAGCCAUGAGGGUGCACUUCCGUGGACGUCAUAACCUACAGGGUACCUUGAUCAACGACGCCUGUGUGGGUUGCUGGUGUCGGCAGUGCGCGCUGUGCCAGAUCUCAAGAGAGAUAGAUAACAUGACGACCGGCCGAGCCAUCCCAUAGGUCAGCCAGUCCAACGCUGAGGGGAGCCAGUCCAGACGCUAAAUGGCAGCAGACUUACCAUUUAAUGUUACUUGGGCCCAAUUUCAUAGAGCUGCUAAGCACAAAAAGUUGCUUAGCAAGAAAUAUCUUCCUUGAUAAAAACUGAGGGUUACCAACCAAAUUUUCAUUUGUUGCAUGUUGCUUCCUAUUGGUGUUUAGCUGUUUUUUGCUUAUCCUGAAAAUCACAUGGAAAUUUGGUUGGCAUUCCUGUUUUUAUCAAGGGAGAAAUGUCAUGCUAAGCAAAUUUGUGUGCUUAGCAGCGCUAUGAAAUUGGCCCCUGUGUUUGCUGCCUUAGUAGAGAUCAAAAAUUCUUUAAAUGAGGCUCCGGCAAGGAAAGUCUUUUGAGCCGCUAGGUGGCAGCAGACUUACCAUUGUCCUUGGAACAUGUUCUGCAAUGAACAAUGGACAAUGUUGCCUGGUUAAAGUUUGCUGCCACCUAGUGUUCAAAAUUGUUCCAGUGAGGCUCAGGCCUAAGGUAACGUUUGAAGUCCCUUAUUCAAAGCUUAUGUUUGUUUAAUAAAUCAUAUUUUGGCAAGUUUUACGAGCAACUUGGAGGCAAUCAGCCGCAAUGCCACUUGUCAAUUCCAGAUAACAUCUAACAUUGAAAUUAAUUUACACAUCAGUUUUCCCUUUUUUUCAUCAACGGAAUGGAACUUACAACUAAAAGUUUGUCUUUUGAUAUUGCGAGUUUUUUUUUCUUAUAAUAGCUUGCUGUAAAGGUUGCCUCAAAGUUGCCAAGAAGUUCAGAUUUGAAAGUGGCCUCUAGGUGGCAGCAAACAGCUUCUGUAAUGUCCAUUGUCCGUAUCCAAAUGUAUGGGUACGGAUACGGCUACAUCCAAUGCUAAUGGUAUUUCUAAGGACGCUUAAAACGUCUAAUGCAUGAUGCGGUGAUCCAGCCCAUCCCAAGCUUUAGCCAGAGCCAGUAUUACAGACGCUGCCUAAUUCUGGGAGUCCAUUCUAAAUCUGCUGCCACCUAGAGCUCAAAGUCUCAAGUUUUUUUUUAAAGUACCAUCUUCCUUACAUUUUUUUCCCUUGUAACCGUAAACAGUACUUACUAUUAGUUUGAGCAGCUCAUGUAAACCUUUGAUUACAGUUAAAUAAAAAAUAAAAACAGUUAGACAAAAUUAAACUUUGCUAAGCAGCUGGAAAUCUUGCCACAAACAAGCAACUUCUAUAAUACAAUCUGUCUUUCUGAUUUCAAAAAACGCAACAUUAUUAUUAUACUCUGUUUAUUUUUGGUAGCAUAAGUUCAGCAUGUUAGUGGCAAUGGCCUUUAUUAACGCCAAAACAUUGUUUCUUCGCAAAGCACAAUAACAUUUACUAAUCUUAGAGUUUCUUAUUGUACAUAUAGUUACUUGUUUCAUGUUACUUGUUUAUUGGCUGACUUUUUACAUUUGUUGUGGCUUUAGUUUUAAGUGCCAUUUGGCCCUCGCAGAGAGCGCUCUGUAGAUUUUAAAUAUUAUUUUGUUGUACUUUUAUUACUGUUUUCUGCUUGUUGUUCCCGUUUUAUGUUAAUGAUAUCCUGUUGUUUUAAUGGAAGAGUUAUACUUUAGUACUAUAGUGUCAAAUUUCCAUUGACAAUUUGCCUUAGUUGUUCUUAUUAUAGAGUCUUAUUUUUAUAUCUACUAGAUGUUGUUUAAUAUCCGGAAACAGACUGGUUUUUGGUUAACUGCUGAAAAAGGAAACGGAAACUUUGAAACAUACCACUUCAAAACGAAACUACCACAAGACCAUGUUGCAUUAUAUUGGACAUGCAAUAAUAAUUUAAGCCCAGUGUCACAGGUAAAUCUGUCCGCCGGAGACUCGGUCCCGAAUUGUGAUAAUGUAAAAUGGCUGAUGAAGGAGGAGGUUUCAAGAGAGGGCGCUAUAGGAAGACGUUUGAACAGUUCGCCAUAUAGGGACAGAAUCUGUGGGGACAGAGUUUCCUGCCACACCUGCGCUCCGAUCCAAUUCACGCGAGAGCGAAAGCAAAGCGAAUUUUCUAGCGUCACCAUUAGACAAACUGCGCGUGCAGAUUAAUCCGUCACCAAAACUCGCUGCGCACUCGGUUUGGCGAGAAGUGGGAUUUAGGACUGGGCUUGAGACACACAUUUUGCCAUGAAGCAUUGAAAUACUAGUUUAUAAGCCUAUAUAUAUUUAGGAAAUUAAGCACAAAGUUGUGUUCAUUCUUAGUUAAGAUUUGUCAGAUAUUCUUAAAGAAGAAUUAAAACAAUGUAACCGUUUA